Molecule: messenger RNA, 546 nt
Organism: Callorhinchus milii (elephant shark)
Lineage: Eukaryota; Metazoa; Chordata; Chondrichthyes; Chimaeriformes; Callorhinchidae
Product: gamma-crystallin S-1-like
Exons: 3
Coding region: 1-546 (181 amino acids)
Biological process (GO): lens development in camera-type eye; visual perception
Molecular function (GO): structural constituent of eye lens
Source: RefSeq, a predicted model, not a curated record
AUGGGAAAGGUAAGUGAAGCAACUACUAUCAUCUUUUUCGAGGACAAGAACUUCCAGGGUCAGUGCUACGAGUGCAGCACUGACUGCUCAGACCUUCACACUUUCUUUGCCCGCUGCAAUUCCAUCCGGGUGGAAGGUGGCAGCUGGGUGCUUUACGAGAAAACAAAUUUUACAGGAUACCAGUACAUUCUGACCAGGGGCGAAUAUCCCGACUUUCAGCACUGGAACGGCUAUAAUGACAGCAUCAAGUCAUGUCGUCAGAUUCGUCACGCCACUGGCGGUAAAUACAAAAUUAGAGUCUACGAAAGAACUGACUUCAGUGGACAGAUGAUGGAAUUCUCUGAUGACUGCCCAUCAAUCCACGAUCGCUUCCCCUCCCAUGAGAUCCACUCCUGCCAAGUGCUGGAAGGUGCCUGGAUCUUCUUUGAGCAUGCCAACUACAGAGGAAGACAGUACCUGCUUGAGAAAGGAGAAUACAAGCGAUACAGUGACUGGGGUGCAAGCUUCCCAACUGUUGGCUCUUGCCGUCGUGUUACAGAAUUCUAA